Molecule: messenger RNA, 4424 nt
Organism: Carcharodon carcharias (great white shark)
Lineage: Eukaryota; Metazoa; Chordata; Chondrichthyes; Lamniformes; Lamnidae
Gene: adam19b
Product: ADAM metallopeptidase domain 19b
Exons: 23
Coding region: 251-3022 (923 amino acids)
Biological process (GO): membrane protein ectodomain proteolysis
Molecular function (GO): metalloendopeptidase activity
Source: RefSeq, a predicted model, not a curated record
ACGGAUCUUUCAGGCGCUCGGAUCCAGAUGUGGUUUGAGCUUUCAACUUUAAUGGACAGAGCUUCACGCUGGGGGGUGGGAGAAUCCAGGGAGCUCGUUUCAGCCGAAGCUCAUCCCUGAUGCUCAGGACCGUCGCGCCGAACAAAUCAAAUAGAAACAGUUACGGGUAUAUUUUUUUAGGGGCUGGGUGGGGGGAAGGGUUGCCGGUGAAGCAGAGAGUCACUUGCGGACACCGACUUUGGAGGGGCUGAUGGCUCAGAGAUUGGGACCGAUCCCGAGACCCGCAGUCCCCCUCGCCCAAGUACUGUGCUGCCUGGUGCUGGCUUGCUGUGUAGAUACAACGGGCGGAGGGAGAAGUAGCAAGUUGAAUCAAGAAUCUCAAAUGUACAAUCACAUCAAAAAGUAUGAAAUGAUGGUACCCCGGUGGCUUACCUCAGGACCAUUGGAGCACUUUCCAUCUGAUAACCAGCACCCAGCCUGGGCAGAGAUCCAAUUCACAGCUGAAGGAAAAGAUCAUAUUCUAGAGAUCCAGAAAAAUGAGCAACUGAUGGCACCGGGUUAUGCAGAGACUCACUACAGCCAGACUGGAGAGCAAAGAACCAGCUACCCUGACCACAAGGUACACUGCUUUUACCAUGGCAAAGUGAAAGGCUUUGAGCACUCCAGUGUAGUACUGAGCACGUGCAAAGGGCUCCGGGGUUUGAUCAUUCUCAAUGCGAACCUCAGUUAUUUGGUGCAGCCCUUUGAAGACAGCCUUGACCAACACCUAAUCUACAGGGCUGAGCACCUGAAGCUGAAAAGAGGGACCUGCGGACAUCAACAGAACAAACAGGAGGAAAACUGGGUCAAAGACUUCACCAGGAAACUUCAGCCAAUACAUCAUCGGGAAAAGAGAGAUGUGGUGAAGGAUAUGAAGUAUGUGGAGCUGUAUUUAGUGGCUGAUUAUGCUGAGUUUCAGAAACAUCAUAGGGACCUUGAGCAGACAAAAUUGAAAUUGAAGGAAACUGCAAACUAUGUUGAUAAGUAUUACAGGUCUCUGAAUAUCAGGAUUGCCUUGGUUCACUUGGAGGUAUGGACUCAUGAGAACAAGUGUGAUGUGAGAGAGAAUCCCUACAGCACCCUCUGGUCCUUUCUAAAAUGGAGGCGGCAGACACUGACCCGAAAGAAGCAUGAUAAUGCACAGCUCAUCACGGGGAUCACCUUCAAUGGCACCACGAUUGGUUUGGCACCUCUGAUGGGCAUGUGCUCAGAUUAUCAGUCAGGAGGCGUCAAUAUGGAUCACUCCGACAGUGCAAUCGGUGUCGCUGCCACCAUGGCACAUGAAAUGGGGCACAACUUUGGGAUGAGCCACGAUGCUGACGGCUGCUGUGCGGCUCGCCCAGAAGAUGGAGGAUGCAUCAUGGCUGCAGCCACUGGUGAUCCGUUCCCCAAAGUGUUCAACAAAUGCAACGAGAAGGAGCUUCAGAAAUAUCUGCACAACGGCGGAGGAAUGUGCCUGUUCAAUAUGCCCGACACAAACACGCUGUACGGAGGACAAAGGUGCGGGAAUGGCUAUGUGGAGGAAGGCGAGCAGUGUGACUGUGGGGAAGUUGAGGAAUGUAACAACCCCUGUUGUUAUGCCAAUAACUGCACCCUGAAGAUGCAAGCAGAAUGUGCUCAUGGAAUCUGUUGCUCUAAGUGCAAGUUAAAGGCCCCUGGCACUGUUUGCAGGAAAUCAUCGGGACCAUGUGACCUACCUGAGUAUUGUUCUGGGGACUCGGAGUUCUGUCCAGCCAACUUUUACCAAAUGGAUGGUGUCAGCUGUGAUGGAGGUCAGGCCUAUUGCUACAAUGGGAUGUGUCUAACUUAUAAAAACCAGUGUGUGCUGCUCUGGGGUACUGGGGCUCAGGCUGCUCCGGCAGCAUGCUUUGAAAUGGUGAACAAUGCCGGGGACACAUACGGCAACUGUGGCAAAGACCAGCGAGGAAGUUACCGCAAGUGUGAGACCAGGAAUGCCAAGUGUGGAAAAAUACAAUGUCAAAGUGGAGCUGAAAAGCCCCUUGAUGCAAACGCUGUUGCCAUUGACACGACAAUAAUCUUGGAUGGGAGGAACGUGCAGUGCAGGGGAACCCAUGUGUACACGACGCCAGAACUGGAAGGGGAAAUUCUGGACCCAGGACUGGUCAUGACUGGAACAAAAUGUACUGAGAAGCACAUAUGCUUUGAAGGACAAUGUCAGAAUGCUUCUUUCUUGGCAGCAGAUGAAUGUACCACAAAAUGCCACAACCAUGGGGUUUGUAACAACAACUAUAACUGUCACUGCGAGCCUGGUUGGGCGCCACCAUUCUGUAACAAGCCAGGGCAUGGUGGCAGCGUGGAUGGUGGAAUUGGAGCACCCAACUAUAACAGCCUGAUUGUGGCAGCAAUCAUGGUGCCAAUUGCAUUGUUGCUGUGUGGCAUUGGAGUAAUUCUGUAUUACUGUUACCGACGAAGACACAACAUCUGUCCUAAGGACGUCAGGAACCCAGGGCCGAAUGAUAAACAGUUCUGCGCUAAUAAUUUGGACCUGAAAACUAACAAUGGCCACUCAAACCCAACCUUCCAAAUCAGAAACAAAGAUACAAAGACUGGACUGCAGCAGAGUCCUGCAUUGCCUCAAAAACCACGAUCACCUCACUCUUUUAACUCUCAGCAUUCUGUCUUAGUACCACCAAUUUUUCGGCCUACCUCUCCAGCCAAUGGUAGUCAGCAGGACAGUAGAGUGUCCAGCCCAGCAGCACUACGGACGCAGUCUCCGGCAUCUUUAAAAGAUGCUAAUGUUAACCCCUUAAAACGUAUGCCUCCUAACAGACCCCUGCCAGCGGAUCCACUCCCUCGUUCUACAAAGGUUUCACACAGGUUGGCAAUGUCUGGCAGUGAUCCUUGCUUCCAGGUGAAUAACAGAACCAUUGGAGAGAAACUACAGGAGAACAGAGUUCAUUCUGAAAUCAACCCAUACAAAAGGGACCAUCUAAAACCUGUGGCACAGAAACAGAGGAGAUAAUGGUUAUGGACAAGCCUUUGCAGGGGCACUCCUGAAACUCCUCAAGAACCACUUGCACUAUCCUGAUCUUUGCUGUCUUAGGAUCCCUUGGUAUCAAUGCCAGCCAAACAAUGAAUGUGACAUUCAGUUCAGUAGUACUGUAAAUAUAGAGGAGCCAUUUUUUACAACCUGCAUGGUCAAACUAGCAAUCGAAAGCAACUCGUCUCAAGUAAUUCUUUCGACUAAGCAUUUUCAGGAGGUGGGAACACAUUUCUCAGGAGCUUGAAAGAUCAUUUUUUUUGUUUCCAUUCAGUCAUUCUGUGCUGAAAGCAUGAAUCCCUCAAGUGACAGUGUUCAAUGAGUGCCAUCCAUCUUCUGGUACCUUUUCCACAGUUGCUACUUUUCAGGCUUGAGCCCAGAAUGGUGAGAAUUGCUAGGCUAUUCGAUAUUGAAGAACUGCAAACCUCACAUCGAUCGUUUGACUUCCAAUUCUGAUUCCACUCUGCAGCCCAUUUCCAAGAGGGAUCAGUUGGUGAUGAUCAGGAGAGGGGAAAGCCUAGAUGAACCUCCUGCACCACCCUCAGCACUGAGGCCAAUUGUAGAUUUAAAUCUUAAUAGAAUUGUGGCAUCUGACCGCACUUAGUCAUUUUAUGAAUGAAAUCAAUGCUGUACAUUGGAGAUGAACAUUUUAUUUUCAGGUGAUGUUAAGCUGAACUCCAAAUGAAUGUUCACUAAGACGACAUUCUGGAGGAUUGCAAAUAUUACACAUUUUUUCAGUAAAGGGGAGAGGGAUAAGCCCAGCAAUUACUAGCUAGUCAGCCUAAUGACAAUGUUGGGAAGAGGGGGAAAAAACUGUCCGCUGUUCAGUCAUACCUACUACAAAGGAAGUUGAUUGUGGUUGUUGGAGGUCAGUCUCAGUUUCAGAACAUCACUGCAGGAGUUUCUCAGGGUAAUGUUGUCAGCACAACCAUCUUCAGAUGCUUCAUCAAUGACCUUCGUUCCACCAUAAGGUCUGAAGUGGGGAUGUUGGCUGAUGAUUGCACAAUGUUCAGCACCAUUCAUGACUCCUCAGAUACUGAAGCAGUCCAUGUCCAAAUGCAGCAAGAUCUGGACAAUAUCCAGGCUUGGGCUGACAAGUGGCAAAUAAUUCACGGCACACAGGUGUCAGGCAAUGACCGUCUCCCACAAGAGAGAAUCCAACCAUCGCCCUUUGACAUUCAAUGGCAUUACCAUCACUGAAUACCCCAUUAUCAACAUCCUGGCAAUUACCAUUGACCAGAAACCGAACUGGAUGAGCCAUAUAUAUACUAUUUCUACAAAAGCAGCUGAGGGGCUAGGAAUCCUGUGGCGAGUAACUCACCUCCUGACUCCCCAAAGCCUGUCCACCAUCUACAAGGCACAAGUUGGGAGUGUGAUGGAAUAC